Molecule: messenger RNA, 1034 nt
Organism: Macadamia integrifolia
Lineage: Eukaryota; Viridiplantae; Streptophyta; Magnoliopsida; Proteales; Proteaceae
Exons: 1
Coding region: 9-686 (225 amino acids)
Source: RefSeq, a predicted model, not a curated record
UAAGUCUAAUGAUGCAAAAUCAUUCCAAGCUCUUACUCAUAAAAACCACCCAAAACCAAAUCAAUAACCCACUAAAUAGGAAUCCUGAUAAAGAAAAAGGUUUUUCUGUUUUUUCCAUUUUCUCUUCUCCUAAUCUAUCCAUCAUCACAAUCUUUUCUUACAAUCCAAGCCUUAUUUCAGAGAAUUUUUAUAGCCUCUCAGAAACCCAUUACAGAGAAAGCAAGAAAGGAAGAAUGAAUUCUGUCUGCAUAUCAAGCUGUGUUGAUGAUGCCCGUCUCCCAGUGCGAGCGACUUACAGGAAUCUGUACAAGUGGCCAGAGUCAGAUGCAGAGUUUGUGAGAUCUGUGAGCUCUAACUCAAAUGGAAGCAGCAGGAGCAGCAACUGGGGAGGUGGACAUGGGCACCCAAGAGUGGUGGAUAGCAUAUCCUGUAGGCAGAUGUACCUGAGGAGUUAUACCUUUUCAAGGAAAGAGACAGUUCCAGAAAAAACUGUUAAGUGUUUUGGGGGAGUGAAAGAGAGGGUGGUUCACAAGAAUCAGAAGAAGAAGAAGAAGAAGAGGAAGGGAGGUAGUGAGAAGAAGUGUGCGGUGAUGAGGAAAGUGAAGGACAUGUCUUGUGCUGCUCUCUUCAGGAUAUUUCACAACCUACUGUCCUGCACCACUAGUGUUGAUGUGGCUGAUCAUUGAGAGUUCUAACAGUCUCAUCUCAUCACACUUUGAUUAUUUCAAUCUUGAGAGGGUUAGAAGGGAAGGGUUUGUGUGUUCUUUCAGGAUUGGAUUUGGGUUUCUCCAUUCUCCUUCUCUAGUUCUGAGUUUAGUUAAAGAGAUAGAUGUCUAUAAUGGGUUUUUAAGUUGUAACUAUUAGAUUACUAAAAAGAAAGGAAGAUUGGUGUUGCUUGCUGUUAUUCUGAUUUUCUGAAGCCUAUGUCCUGUACUGAAUUUACUCUCAGCCAAAUUGAGAAAAGGAAAGUUUCCAAAUGUUAAAAGAAAAACUUUGAUCAUCUCAGAACUAAUGGAUUUUUUUUUUCUUCUUCU